Diospyros lotus (date-plum) is the source of this 1034-nucleotide messenger RNA. RefSeq lists its product as uncharacterized. The coding region runs from base 498 to 839 and encodes 113 amino acids. Lineage: Eukaryota; Viridiplantae; Streptophyta; Magnoliopsida; Ericales; Ebenaceae. The record is from RefSeq and is a predicted model, not a curated record. The transcript has a single exon.
UCAAAAGUAACAGACAGUGUCCCCUACACUGGAAUCCCAUCAUUCUUCACCACCUUUGAGCACCCCCCCCCCCCCCCUCCCCCUCUCUCUCUCUCUUAAUUUCUUUACUCUAUUCACCAUUUUGGUGGUUCCAAUCUCCUCUGGGAAACCCUUCCUGUGAUCUCAUUCUACACCUCUUUCAUCAUCUCUUUAGCUCUCAUACUUCUUCUCAGCUUCAUUUUUAUCUUCUUUUUGCUAAAAAACUCACUCCUUCCUUCUCAUAGUCCAGUUUUCUCUCAUCCUCUUACCAUCUUUCUUCCAUACACUUCCUAUUUUCUAGUCACAAUCUCUCUCUCUGUGUAAGAUUUGUCGAUUCGAAAAGAGUAACUGAGGUUCAUAAGAUUUGAACUCGAAAUCUUGAUUUUACGACCUUUGUCUCCAACUGUUAGUUGCCUGUGUCCGGUGACUAACUAAUUUAUACAUAUAAUAUAGGCUUUGUGGUAAGUGUGUUCUGGGUGAUGCUCAUGUUGACGAGGAAGCUGGUGGGGAAGUUGGAGAAGCAGCUGCCGCCGCUAGUGGAGGCGCCGCCAGCCGUGGCGGUGGUGAAGGAGCCAAGCCACUCAACCCACACAUCAAUAGAGACGCUGGUGGUGGUGCUAGCAGUGAUCACAAUAGCUGCUGUCAUUGCGGGGAUCGUUGCUCGGCUGUGCGGCGGGCGACAUUUCGGGGGCAGCGGAGAGCAUGACAUUGAAGGAUGGGUGGAAAGGAAGUGCAGGAGCUGCAUUGACGGCGGAGUCCCAGCGCCGCCGUCGCCACCGGAGGUACCGAAGCCGGCCGCGGCUGAAGAAGCCAAGAAGUGAUUGGGGGUAUAGCCGUAUAGGUGAAGAUAAGUAGCUUCAAUUAACUUUUGAGUUCAGAGCUUAAAGCUUAUAGUAUUGAUAGGAGUGUAUGACUCUGUACGGUGUCGCAUACUCUACACAUUAAAAGCGUAUGUAAUUUUAUAUGAAAACAUUUAUUUCCCAAAACCCUAAAAUAUUGAUUUCCCUUUGCUUUUU